AUGGCUGUUGUGGCUGCUCCACAAGAUUUUCAAGCUAAAGUACAAGUGCUUUUACGGCGGGUGUACGGCCAGUUAGCCAACGGGGCCGACGACAAUCGCAUGCGACGCUUCGCGCAGCAGCUUGAUGACAUUCGAACGCGACACAAGGAGGCUACCGAUAGAUUUGAUCGAUUGGCUCAGACUGACGCUGUUGCUACUUUGAGGACACGGACAGCAUCAUUGGAAGAACGCUUCCGUGAGGGCAUCGGAGCCGCGCAAGAAAUGAGGACCUUGCUCAUUACUGGACAAGCUUCGGCGCAGCUUAGUGACGCCGGGUCGCGGAUGGGAUCUCGUAUCCAUGAGUGCAAACAGGCUAUCGAACAAUAUCUUGCCGUAGCAACGGCUUUGAGCGAUUAUGCUACGGCGCUGCGCGACGUGACUGACAUUGAGGCUGAAUUGAGUGGUCUACAAGCCAUGUCCCUGCCUGCUAGCGGUGCGGUUGCACGGUCAGCUUUGAAGGGCCACUUCGAGGACGAGCUGUAG
Messenger RNA from Monosiga brevicollis MX1, 522 nucleotides. RefSeq lists its product as uncharacterized. The record is from RefSeq and is a predicted model, not a curated record. NCBI's taxonomy places the organism in Eukaryota, Choanoflagellata, Craspedida, Salpingoecidae. The coding region runs from base 1 to 522 and encodes 173 amino acids. The transcript has a single exon.